Messenger RNA from Hemiscyllium ocellatum (epaulette shark), 3509 nucleotides. Its product is annotated as coiled-coil domain-containing protein 148-like. The transcript has 16 exons. The coding region runs from base 123 to 1907 and encodes 594 amino acids. Lineage: Eukaryota; Metazoa; Chordata; Chondrichthyes; Orectolobiformes; Hemiscylliidae. The record is from RefSeq and is a predicted model, not a curated record.
UGGAAAGGUGAGUGCGGCCUCCUCCACUGCAGCGGGCUCACCUGGCUGCCCCCAGCGCUGGAAUCCGCCUCUGGGAACGGCUCACCCAUCAGUUUGACCUGCCAGGACUCCUGAGAUGAGCAAUGAGUGGAAGGGAUCUUCGAAUGUUCAUCACAAAUCACAGAGCAGAUGAUGCAGAGAAACUGGUUAUAAGAAUGAAAUAUGGCCUUGGAAGUCAAAAGUAUAAGCCAGUUGACUAUGAACAACUUAAGGCUCUUGCUGAAGCCAAAAGGGUGGCAUGUCUUCACACUGAUCUUAAGAUUCAGAAAAUCUUGCAAGCAGGAAAAUUAAACAAAGAACAUACUUUGAUUAAUCAACAUCAGCGGGUAUGGUGGGAGGAGCAUCCAAGACUGAUGGAAGUAAGGAAAAAGAUAGAAUCACAACUUCAGCAAUUACUUGAAGAUGGGAACACUGAAAAUGUAUUCUAUUUCGAAAUGAAAGAAUAUGGUGCAAUGUUGCAAAGAGACCAAGAAGCUUUUAGAACAGCUACAGUGGAUCCAAUCUUGCAAUUGAAAAAAGACUUGAAACAAAGGCUGAUUGAAAUACAGCAUUGUUACCAGGGUGAUGGACUUAAUUCCUGCCAGAUACAGCAGCAGGUGGAAUCUGUAAGAACCCAACAGAAAAUGAUAACAGACAUGCUUGAACAAGAGAGAAGCAUCUUGGAAGAACAGAUCAAAAAUAUUGAAUUUGAGGAAGAAAUCUCUCCUCAUCUUGAUGAAAUUCCAGAGGAUGUGCACUACUUGGAAUGUCCAUAUCUCAACUUGAAGGCCUCUGUUCUGCAAGAGUUCCAGAACCUGAAUGCAAAAUACAAAUCUCAGCUAGAGGAAAUCAAUCACCAACUUAAAUUUAUGGACAGGAAUUGUGGUUGGAGUGAAGAAGAUCAUUGGACAUUUCUAGUUAUUGUGGAUUUGUACUCUCAUGAGGCACAGAAUCGAAAUAUGCUCUACAUGGAUAUGCUGUUGAGGUUGUUGCCACACAAGUCCAGGCAAGAACUGAUUGAUCACUGGAGAUUAUGGGAUGGAUUUCAAUUUAAGAAAGAGCACCGGAAAGUUCUGAUUCAGAGUUGGACCCGUGACAAGAAAGACUUGCUUAUGAAGACAGUGAUGAUAUUUGCUGAAGCUUGUAUUGCUCAUGAGACUGACGUAUUGCUGGCAAAUGACAGACGGAAACAGCAGGAAAUCUGUGCUGAAUUAAACUACAAGGUUCAGGAAAUGCGUGCACAUCAAGAGGAAAUGGCUAGACUGGAAGCAGCUAUUGCUGCACAGAAGAGAGAAAGAGAAUUGGAACAGGAGAGGAAGGAAAGAGAAAAGGAAAUGUGCCGUAGAACCAUGGAUAAAGAAAAAAUAAAGCAGUUCUGUGCUGAAAAGCAACGUAAGAGGGAAGAAUUAGAACAAAAACAUCAGCAGCGACUUAGAGAAUUGAAAAAUGAAAUGGCAGAGCAAGCUAAAAGGGACAGAGAGCGUGUGAAGCACCGACAGGAAUUGUUACAGAAACGUCGUCAAGAAAGAAAAGCACUAAUUUUGCAGCAAAUGCAAGAGGAAGAAGAAAGGCAAAAAGUACUUGAUGCUUACUGGCAGAAGUUUUCUGUCACUGCUCAGUUUGAUCCUGUCAGGAUGAUGGGUGACACAGAAGCAUCGAAAGCCCGAACUGGAACUGGAACACAAGAAGAAUUCUUGCUCCAAAAACCUUUAUUUCAUUUGUGCACAUACACAGAUAAACAGGUGGUGGCUGAUCCUCGUGUCCGAAUUGAACAAGCAUUACGAGAAGCAGGACUUCACAAUACCUUUUAUGCACGGGAGGUUUUAUCAAAGAUUCCUCCAACAAGGCCGCCAAGGAGAGAUAUGGAGUCUACUCUUUUUAAAGACUGAAUUUAUUUGAGAGAUUGGCAAUCGGACAUAUACCAUUCUCUCAACAUCAUGGCACAUCUCUGACUCACUUAGAGUUCUCCACUUCAGUAUUAAAGUUUGUAAUGCAUUGACUUUUUACAUUGUACGGUAGCUGCUGGACGCUUGUGUACAGUGACAAACACCCAUCUCAUGCAUCAGAACAGGGUGCAUUUCAGGACACUUAGCUUGCUAUUUGGAGUUUAUUCACAUUGUAACUCCUUGGAUGUUCACAAUUUCUCUUCCUUCCUUUGCCUUGCACUUUGCUCCCUCAUUCAAAGCUUACAGGCUCACAAUAUGCUAUCUUCUAGUGGAGACACAAAGCCAGGCAGCCUGUCAUGUUUGUCAACAAUAAAAAACUAAGGCAGUGGACAUGUACUGUACCACACUGCUAUUUCAAUGUCAUACCUGCAGCAUGUGCCAGCAGCCUACACAACAAACACACAGUGUGCUUCAACCAAAUGCCCAUAUCUCAAAGCCUAAGAUAUGUCCUCCUCCAAGUCAAUGGGAACUGCUUCCAGUUAGUGGAUACUGGUACAGUAAGUCAAAAGCUGAUACCAUCCAAUAUCAAUCCAAGGGUUUGGACACAGUCAGUGUUUGGGAUGAUCAGAGUUAGGAUGUUCAUAUCACUACAGUCCUGGGAGUGAGCGUCAGUCACUCAUAUAGUGGUAAGUCAUUCAGGGGUCUAGCCAUCCAUCAGUCAGAGCAGUAAGGGCAUUGGUCAUGUUUUCUGCAGGGUAUUUUAACUUCUUUAACUCUUAGUGAUUAGAAGCCAGCACUGAGGUGGGAAUGCUGGAGAAGUCAUUUUGUGAAGACUGAAGGCAGCAUGCUGACUGAAACUCAACAUCUUGGGGUGCAAGACAACAAAGCAAUGGGAAGGCAAGGGACAUUGUGGGGAGAGGGGUGUCAUCGAUGAUCAUUGCCACCCUGACUUGUGGAGACAGUGUUUUAUAUACCACCGAAUGCCUGUGGCUUUGGGAGUAAAGUGUGAAGGUAACCAGAUAAGUAAGAGUUGGUUGGGAAAAUAGGGAAGAUCAAAGCUGAUAGAGCUGACAAGGAGGGCAAAUCAAAAAGUAGCAUGAAUGUUUGGGAGAUCACCGAGAUUGAGAGGCUAAGCUUGUGACUUACUCUGAGAAACAAAACACAGAAAUUGCUGGAAAGUUCAGCAGGUCUGGCUGGCAGCAUCUACCGCAGAUUCAGUUGCCAUCAGUUCUGAGGAAGGGUCACUGAACCCGAAAUGUUAACUCUGAUUUCUCUCCACAGGUGCUACUGGACCCACUUAGCUUUUCCAGCAAUUUCUGUUUUUGUUUCUGAUCUCCGGUAUCCACUGUUCUUUCAUUUUUUACUUAAUCCUUGAGGUUUACCUGUGUUACGUUCCAUCCACAUUCAAAUUGCAAAUGUGCAUUGAAGUGGAAAACAAUUGCCACCACACUCGAAGUAUGUGGAGUGCAUGAAGUUCCCCUCAGAACGAGCUCUACUUGUAAACAAUGUGAGGCCCUUAAAGGGAUGAUAAUAUUAAACAGAGGCUAGUAAAGUACAGGUUAAAAAUUUAUGUUGCCAUACAGUUUUGUGUAUGGACCAACGGUU